AUGACGAUAGCAAACUUAUCGGCCUAUAUGAUGCAGGGCUAUCGGUUUGACGAUGCAUUUCAAACGUAUGAAAGGUUGGUGAAAUUUUCCCUCCAAACGUCUCAGCUUGAGAAAUUAGAACGCUUGCAAGAUCCGAGGGAUUUGGAUAACGUUCUAAUGGAGAUAUUUGAAAAAUCAACUAGUAUACCAAAUGCGUACGGCCAGUGUCACGAUCUAAAUAAUGCUACGACCGGUUUUCUUGAAUUGAUCGUUGAUAUCUUCCGGGAUGUGUGGCAAUUGACACAAACAUCUGAGAUUCGCUUUCUCUUGAUUGUUGCAAUUGUUAUCUUCUUUGGAUGGGCUUUGAACAAACGGUAUCGGAUUGGAUUUGUGGCAUUACUUGGAGGAGGUCUAUUCAUGUUUGGAUAUAUGCACACAUACUUGGAGUGCAACCGGGAAUUGGAAGUUAACGAAAUGCUGGAGAUAUUAGAUCGCAAUAAACAAUCGUCGACAGAUGAUACCCAAUCUGGUUUUCUUAAGUAUUUAAAAGUUUUCUUGCCUUUUUCAAACUCGCAAAGUUCUGACCAACGUGAUGCUUUAAGAAAAUCAACAAAAAUUUCUUUAGGUUUCUGUCGGCCAGAUCAUGUUCUCAUUAUGUACUUCAAUGAUAUAUUUUUGAAAUAUCUAGAAGUUUUAUUGGAACAAUGUACGAAAACACUGACCACUUUAAGGGAAAAUUUAUCGUUCCCAUCCUAUAUAGUAGCAUCAUUUUUCUUAAUUAGUAUUAUUGGGUUUGUCAUUAAACUCACAUUUCAAUACAUUUUGAGUCCCGCCAUUUGGUCAAAUGUAAAACAAAAUAAAUCGAACAUACGUCAACAUGCCCAAAAUGCGGCCUUAACAGAAGGCAGUGCAAAUACACCUGCUGAUCACAUAUCUGGAGAAAAUCUAAAAUUAUUGUUAAACGCUAUAAAUGCAGCUCCUCUUCGUCAGAUACCAAUGAGCACUGUUUCAGGUGUGGAAGAAAUCCAAGAAUGCAUUGAGGCUCCCCCUACAAAAGCGAAAAAAAAUUUAAACGUGGCUGGCGACAAACAGACUACAUCCGUUAGCCAGAAUAACAAUAAUAAAGCAAAGGAGCCGUUCGAAAAAGUUAUACUAAAUGUGAAACUGGAGGACGCGCCAGAUGAAUAA
Molecule: messenger RNA, 1167 nt
Organism: Musca vetustissima
Lineage: Eukaryota; Metazoa; Arthropoda; Insecta; Diptera; Muscidae
Exons: 5
Coding region: 1-1167 (388 amino acids)
Source: RefSeq, a predicted model, not a curated record